Molecule: messenger RNA, 1287 nt
Organism: Colletotrichum chrysophilum
Lineage: Eukaryota; Fungi; Ascomycota; Sordariomycetes; Glomerellales; Glomerellaceae
Exons: 5
Coding region: 1-1287 (428 amino acids)
Cellular component (GO): cytoplasm
Molecular function (GO): saccharopine dehydrogenase activity
Source: RefSeq, a predicted model, not a curated record
AUGUCUACUGACAAAAGAAUCCUCGUCCUCGGAAGCGGCCUCGUUGCCAAGCCCUGUACCCUUGCCGCGGACCAUUCCCGGGCGACCGCCAUUGCUCUCGACGUCGCCUCUCCUGAACUGGACACCCACCUUGCUGAACAUGACGUCGUGAUCUCCCUCGUGCCCUUCAUCUACCAUCCAACGGUGAUCAAAGCGGCAAUUCGCGGCAACACCCACGUCGUGACCACGAGUUACGUCUCGCCUGCGAUCCGAGAGCUGGAAGCCGAAGCCAAGGCAGCUGGGAUCACGGUUCUCAACGAGGUUGGAGUCGAUCCUGGAGUUGACCACUUGUACGCCAUCAAAACCAUUGAUGAAGUGCAUGCCAAGGGCGGAAAGGUCAAGGAGUUCUACUCAUACUGCGGCGGUCUGCCUUCUCCGGAGUGCGCCGAUAACCCCCUUAAGUUCAAGUUCUCCUGGUCCCCGCGCGGAGCUCUCCUGUCGCAGUUCAACUCGGCAUGCUUCCUCAAGGAUGGCAAGGUGGUUGAGAUCUCCAAUCAGCAUCUCAUGGCGCACGCGGAGCCGUACCACGUCAUGGACGGGUACUCCUUCGUUGCGUAUCCCAACCGCAACUCCGUCCCGUUCCGCGAGUUCUACAACAUACCGGAGGCAGAAACGGUCAUCCGCGGGUCUUUGAGAUAUGCCGGCAACCCGGCUUUCGUGCGGGCGUUGAUCAGGAUGGGGUGGUUGGACACACAGCCCAAGGAAUGGCUGGCCACUAAGAAUGAAGGGUUGACUUUGAAGGAGGUCCUGGGAAGAUGCAUCAACUCCAAAGACUUUGAUGAAAAGGCCUUGAUUAAUGGUAUCGAAGAGCUUUGCGACUUCACCAGUAACGCUGAGAGGGAGAGCAUCAUCGAAGGCUUGCGAUGGAUCGGUCUGUUCUGCGACAAUCCGGCCACUCUUCGAGGAAAUCUUCUGGACACUCUAUGCGCGGAACUCGAGAAGCUCAUGAGCUUCCAACCUGGAGAGAGGGACCUGGUGAUGCUUCAGCACAAGUUUGUCGUUGAAUGGAAGGAUGGUUCCAAGGACACAAUCACCUCAACUCUGGAGCUUCUUGGAGAACCAAAUGGGUACUCGGCGAUGGCCAAGUCGGUCGGCGUAACUUGUGGCAUCGCCACUCAGUUGCUACUCAACGGUGAGCCUGCGCUCAAUGUCACUGGAGUUUUGGCACCCUACAAGGCGGAAAUUUGCGAUCCUAUUCGUAAGGCAGUUGAGGUGGAGGGGAUCGUGCUGGUUGAGAAAACGCUUUGA